UAGCAAAGUCCAAGUUUUCCUGUUAGUAAUCUGUAUUCUGUAAUCUGUGGUCCAAGUUAUAGAAUUAUUUUAUGAUAUAGUGCUCCUCUUUGUAAAAGAACUUUUGCAAAUUUAAAUACAAACAAACUUUAUUUUAAUUAUUUUACCAAACCAAAUUAAUCAAAUGUCCCGAGUACUUGUAGGAGUGAAAAGAGUAAUUGAUUAUGCCGUUAAGAUUAGAGUAAAACCAGACAAAACUGGCGUUGUAACAGAUGGAAUCAAGCAUUCUAUGAAUCCGUUCGACGAAAUAGCUGUAGAAGAAGCUGUUCGAUUAAAAGAGAAAAAGUUAGCAUCUGAAAUCAUUGCUGUAUCAUGUGGGCCCCCGCAAGCUCAAGAGGUAAUACGUACGGCUCUUGCUAUGGGAGUCGACAAAGGAAUUCAUGUGGAAGUUGCAGGUGCCGAAUAUGAAACAUUACAGCCUAUACACAUAUCCAAAAUCUUGGCGAAAAUUGCGCAGGAUGAAAAAGCAGACAUAAUUAUUGUCGGAAAGCAGGCUAUCGAUGAUGAUUGCAAUCAAACUGCACAGAUGACAGCUGCUGUAUUAGAUUGGCCGCAGGCAACUUUUGCUUCAAAAAUAGAAAAAGGGGACAAAGAUAUAACUGUAACUAGAGAAGUAGAUGGAGGGCUGGAAACUAUAAAAUGCAAAUUACCUGCCGUUAUUAGUGCAGAUUUACGUUUGAAUGAACCUCGUUAUGCUACUCUUCCAAAUAUUAUGAAAGCUAAGAAGAAACCGAUUAAAAAAGUUACACCAAAAGAUUUGGGAGUAGAUGUAACGCCAAGAAUCCAAGUUUUGAGCGUGGAAGAUCCACCAACUCGGCAGGCUGGUGUUAUUCUACCCGAUGUUGAUGCGCUCGUUACCAAACUGAAAGAAGGAGGUCAUGUAUAAAGUAUGCGAUCCUCAUAAAACGAAGGAAAAUAGUUAACAAGUUUUAAUAUAUUAAGUAAAAGAAGCUUUUGAAGUGAAUAUAUUUUAUAUAAUUGAAAAACUUGAUUGUUGAUAUUUUUGUACUGUGAAUUUAUCUUUGUUAAUAUAUCAUGUUUGAGACUA
Messenger RNA from Anoplophora glabripennis (Asian longhorned beetle), 1087 nucleotides. It is a transcript of the gene Etfb, whose product is annotated as electron transfer flavoprotein subunit beta. Gene Ontology annotation, molecular function: electron transfer activity. Gene Ontology annotation, cellular component: cytosol. The record is from RefSeq and is a predicted model, not a curated record. Lineage: Eukaryota; Metazoa; Arthropoda; Insecta; Coleoptera; Cerambycidae. The transcript is spliced from 5 exons. Bases 164 to 925 code for a protein of 253 amino acids.